Procambarus clarkii (red swamp crayfish) is the source of this 2683-nucleotide messenger RNA. NCBI's taxonomy places the organism in Eukaryota, Metazoa, Arthropoda, Malacostraca, Decapoda, Cambaridae. The record is from RefSeq and is a predicted model, not a curated record.
AGCCACUAGUAUGCACAGCGUUUCGGGCAGAAAUAAAUUAUACCUUUUCAUUUUCGACCGUAAUGCUCCACACUUGAUCAAGUACUCCGCUUUGAAUAUGAAAUCCGCACCUCUCUUAGAAACAGUAAAUUUUGUAUUGUUCUCUAUCUAGACCUUAAAGGAGCUUUCGAUAGCAUUCCUCGUACUUGCCUCUCAGCAAAGGUUGCACGUUUAGGCAUACAGGGAAGAUUACUUCUGUGGCUACAGUCCUAUCUCACGAAUAAGACCUCCAAAUUUUAUAUACAAGCUAACACCAAAAUGACAAUUUACAACUUCUACCUGUUUGAUCGUGAAGGCCAGCUUCUGCAUUAUGCUGAAUGGAUACGCAAGAAGCAGUCUGGAAUGGCAAGAGAUGAGGAAGCUAAGCUGAUGUAUGGAAUGAUAUUCUCUAUCAAAUCAUUUGUUACAAAGGUCUCCCCUGUGGAUCUGCGAGAGGGCUACCUUACAUACACCACCAACAAGUACCGCCUCAACCUUUACGAGACACCAUCACGAUACAAGUUCAUCCUUAAUACUGAUAUCCAUGCUCAGGGUAUAAAAGAGCUUCUUCAUCAGAUAUACACACAAGUGUUCGUGGAGUAUGUAGUCUGCAAUCCACUAUGUCCACUCACUAAACCUAUUGAGAGUGAAUUAUUUGCUGCUAAACUUGAAGAAGUUGUUAAACAAAGUCCUGCAUAUGCAUCAAGACCAGCAUAAGCAUGGUAAAGCAAUAAUUUUGGAAGUCCUCAUUCUAAGAAAGUGAAGAUACUGUGUGAACAUCUUCAAUGAAGAUAUUGUAUUGUAAUUGUAAGUUUUGUUUGUUCAAAAUAAUUAACAGGAUUGAAGAAAAUUAAAAAAAAAAAAGGUGCAGACGAGCCAUGUCUAAUCUGAAUUUAACUGAAUUGUAAACUGUAAUGCAAUGAAUGCACAGUUUGUCACACCUUUAUAUACAAAAUUUAGUUCAAAUAAUGCUGUUUAGCGUUUGAAGUGAAGGGAGAAAAUAGAAAUGCCUCUGGAAUGGUACAGUACAUGUUGAUAGCAGUUAAUUUUGCUAGGAGGUUAUAGAGUUUUUAAUGUCUUUUUUUUUGGUAUUUGUAUUAGGGAUAAAAGGAAUUUUUGUUGUUGUUUUUUUAGGGGGGAUUUGUAGUUUUUAAAGUUUAGGUAAGGUGAUUGAUUACUGAUUAACUGAUUAACACAUGACAUUUUAACAAAUAUACGGUACUUCUUAGUGGUACAGCUACUUUCUGUUUGUAACUUUGUCAUUACAUUUUACAGCUGUAAGUGGAAGGUAAAGUUUCUGGCGUCCAAACCCAUAAUGUGAACUUUGGUAUUCAAAGUUAUAUUUAAACUCCAUUAUGGAAAUACUGAUGGUAUGUAUAGCAAGAUGAGACAUUUAUCUAUAAAUUAACACCACAGUCAUGCCUGUAGAUGAAACACAAAGAUAGUAACCAACAUACAUGGUUGGAUGGAUAUAAAGUUAAUGCAAUGUGUUUGGCCCCCAGGUGAAGGUAUCUGGAUGGAUAGACAUGUUACAUAUUUUAAGGGAAUUUUGGCAGUAUAAUCAUGUACAGUAUAUUAUGGUCUAUGCACGAAAUCUAUGAUCUGUGAGGCUGAUCACAUUAAUGGUGAAAAACCACAAUGAAAGGCAAGUACAGUACAGUAAUGCUGAAGUGCUUUUAGGCUGUCAGGGCUGUCUUCAGUAGCAAGAAUUGAGGGAACAAGGAAGAAAGGGGAAAAUAUAUGGAGGGCCAGCCUGGCCCUCCAUAUAUUAUAUCCUCUGGCCCUUAGUAUACUGUAUCAUAAAAAAAUAGUUAUUUUUCCAUGUGUUCUUAAAUGCAACUUUAAAAUGAGAUAAAACCUGUAGUUUCCUAUAACCUGUUCUUGUAUGGUUCCUUGUGUCCCAUACAGUACUGCCUUAUCUAACCAUCUGGCAUUUCCGACGAUUUUCAAAGGAUUACCAUAGCAUGACCUUUUGUUCUCGCCAGCUUCUUCCCACUCCACUUGUGGUGUCUAAGUUGGUCCACCAUAUGUUCUCUCCCUUGUUUCUGUACUCUUGCUACUGAAGACAGCCCUGACAGGUUGAAAGCUCUUUGGCAUUACUUGCAUUUCGUUGUAGUUUUAGCAUUAUUGUCUACAUUAUGCCCUCUUUGCUUCAAUACUAUUAGAAAACUUUCCUAUAAUAAGACAUCCGGAUCCUGCAAGUUUUGCUUCCCAAGGGUGCGAAAACCAAAAACUUCACCUUACUGCUCAGGUUGGAAACUUGGUUCACUGGUUUAGAGCUGGUAAUAUGUCUUAUUAAGUACAGUAAUACAUAAAUAAUACUGAAAGCCAUCUACAGAAAACAAUAUUCAGUAGUACAAUUGUUUCAGAAUUUAAACAGAAUUUGUAGGCAUACUAUUACAGGGUAGUUUAGUUCGGUUCACUAAUAUGCAUCCAAUACCCAUCUUCCAAAUGGUCCUGCAAAGGUUAGAGGCACAUAAUGGGUUCAGGAACUGAAUUCUAGUAUUUGACUCUGACAUAUUAUAUAAAACCAAAAAAUAUUUACAGGAAUGAGAAAUGAAAACGUGGUAUGCAUGUGUGUUGAUUUAUAUAAACAGUAUGUAUGAUGUCAGAUGUCAGUUCGACUUUCUACUGUCUUGACAAAAUAAAAUAUUACUAAAGUUUA